AUGGAAGCACAGGCACAGCAACAAUUGCAGCAACAGCAACAGCAACAGGUACUUGCCAAACAAGCACAACAACAGGUGCAACAGCAGCAACAUUUAUUAACCAACAUCAAAACGGAAGUGAAUAGUGGUGAUACUCAAUUGCCAACUGUCACAACAACAACAACAUUGCAAACACAAAAAACCGCUACAGCAUGUGCUGAGGAACAGCAGCAAGUUGCGCAGGACUUGAAUCAAACACAAACUGUGCAGCAACAAGUCGCACAGCAAUCAGCUGCACAACAACAACAGAUUUCUAGUCAAUCAAAGCCACUGACGCCUAAUCAAUCUCAAGAACAAAAACAACAGUUACAGCAGCCAACUGCAAACGUGGCCACAUCGGUGGCUUCGAUUACCGGCACUCAACCAACAUCCAGUGAGGAUACAUACACCAUACCGCUGCCGCGCAACUCGCAACAGCGACGAAUACUGACAACAGCGGGCACAUUUGAGGAAAACGAUAAUCGUGAAGCAGAGGGGCCCGACUUACAGUCUGAAUACCAUCAUCAUCAAUCGCCCGCCAAUUAUGUGGUAAUGGCACCACGCAAUGAAGAGCAUCCACCGCCUGGCACCGCCGUCUAUACGUACACCACCACAGAGAAUGGUCAACAGAUUAUAUGCACCGAAACUGGUGCAGCCAUUAAACUUGAAGAUAUCGAAAAGGAUCAACACUCUACUGCAGACGCACAACAACACCAUCAACAACAAAUGCAACAGCAGCAGCAGCAACAACAACAACAACAACUUUGUACGCCAGCAGGUAGUGGCUAUGGUGAAACAAUCGUUGUUUCAGCAGCCGCAUUACAUCAACAUCAAAAUCCACAUGGCGUCAUUAAUGCCUCGACACACGGCGGACAUCCGGGUGCGCAAUUACGUUUCGAUCCUGACGAACGCUACAGUAAUGUGCUACAGGAUAAUGGCAACGUACAAACUAUUUACUAUAAUCCUGCGGCGGUCGACUCGACCGCACAUCCCGUUGAGGCAAAGACGUUUACAGAUCUUGGUAAUACCGAGUACUAUUCGAGUCCUCCCACAUACGCACUGCCACCGCCUAAUAAUGGUCUAUAUAGUGUUUCGGGUUCAACACAGUUGAUUUGUAAAUCGGAUCCAAAUUUAGGUGCCAUGCGACAGUCGGGACAGUUUCAGUCUUUAAUGGAAUCGGGCGUACAAGAGCAAUCGAUGUGGGCGUCAUCAGCUGUAGAAUUCUCGGGAUAUAAUACAUAUCACCAUCAGGUAGUUGAUGACUACGGCUCCGGCAAUAUGACCACUACGCAUUGGCCAGGCGCGGGACCAAUCGCUGCUUACGAGGCAUCGCUCGUGCCGACUGUCUAUGAGUCUCCCAAGUGUGAGAACUGUGGCGCCCUCUACAUACGGAAAGGCAACGAUUUCUACUGUCCUACGGGUUGUAAUCAACUGCGGCCGACCCAUGUGCGCGUACCAGCACGUCAAACGAAACCGAAAAUACCAGCUAAUACCAACAAUCGUCGUACUGGCGUCACCUGCGCCAACUGCAACACCACGACGACAACGCUUUGGCGGCGUAACAACGAAGGCAAUCCUGUGUGCAACGCUUGCGGACUCUACUUCAAGCUGCACAAUACGAAUCGGCCGCAAUCAAUGAAGAAGGAUGGCAUACAGAAACGUAAGCGUAAACCAAAGAAUAACGGUGGCAUGACGUCCAUGAAACCGCUACCAUUAAAUGACUACUCACACACAGCGUUGCCAGGCAUGCCACAGAAUGUGACGCUGAUGACACCUAACGGUACGAUUUACCCUUCACAAGUAUCCGCUUUAAGUUUGCCGAUGAAUGGCGGUGUUGGCGCGGGUAUUCUUGGUGGUGGCCAACAAUCGUUGUCAGGUGAAAUACGCGAUAUGUCCGUAAAUGGUAAUGGCAGCAGUGCGGCUGCCGGCGCAGUAUCCACCGGAGGUGUUGGUGGAAACGUCGUUGUGGCGAGUAGCGCGGGGAGCUCAGUAACCGGCACCGGACCACGUAACGCCUCGAUUGUACAACACGUGACUGGCGACAGUCAUUCACCGUAUAGCAACCCACCGUCGCAAAGUCAAUCGCCGCACUUAUCGAAUGCAUCGCCGCUAAAUCGACAACCGAUCCCACAAAGUGUGCAGUCGAUCGAAGCUACACGUUCGUCAAAUGGUGAGAUACCGACAAGCGUCAUAACGCGCACUGGACUACCCGAACGUUCCUCGAAUAAUUGAGCGGCAUGUGGCCCUCACAUUCAAAAUUUUUGAAUUUGCCAAUAAUAAAUAGACCAAAGCGUACGUGUAAUUUGUUUUUGUAAAAUAUGCACACUUGCAAUAUUAUUUUUGUUUUUUGUUGAAAAAUUACUUUUACUUUCAUGGAAAUUGAUACUUUUAGCUUAAAAAUACUUCUAGCACAAACAUGUAAAUAUAUUUAAGUGCCAAAAUUACCAUACUGACUAAAAGUAGUAGAGGGGUUUACAUAAUCCCAGCAAUGCCUAAAAAUAUAAAUUAUAGAAUAAAAAAUUAUAUACUAAUUGUGUGUAAGCACUAAUACAUACAUAAUUCAUUAUUUAAUUUAAUAAGUUUUGUAAAUUAAUUCGUUUUAAACUUGCGUAUAAAUGA
Molecule: messenger RNA, 2637 nt
Organism: Bactrocera oleae (olive fruit fly)
Lineage: Eukaryota; Metazoa; Arthropoda; Insecta; Diptera; Tephritidae
Source: RefSeq, a predicted model, not a curated record